AACGAAAAGAAGCAUAACAUACAAAUCCAUUUUGGGAGACACUGUAACUUUACGCAUUUACAGAAAACACUGAGAUACCUUCUUGGAGUUGUGAAGCCAACGUUCCACAAACUCUGCAAUCAUGGUUCUCGAGGCGACUAUGAUCUGCGUCGACAAUUCAGAAUGGAUGCGGAACGGCGAUUACUCUCCGUCCAGAUUACAAGCUCAAGCUGACGCUAUUAAUCUCAUUUGUGGUGCCAAAACCCAGGCCAAUCCGGAGAAUACAGUCGGGGUAUUAACAAUGGCGGGCAAAGGGGUUCGCGUGUUGGCCACUCCGACCUCUGAUCUUGGCAGGAUUUUGGCUUGCAUGCACGGUCUGGAGAUGGGAGGUGAGAUGAACAUAACAGCUGCGAUCCAAGUAGCUCAGUUGGCUCUUAAGCAUCGCCAAAACAAAAACCAACAGCAGCGGAUUAUAGUUUUUGCUGGGAGCCCUGUCAAAUAUGAAAAGAAGGUGUUGGAAACAAUUGGAAAGAAACUGAAAAAGAACAGUGUUGCUCUUGAUAUUGUUGAUUUCGGUGAAGAGGAUGAUGGGAAGCCAGAGAAGCUGGAGGCCCUUCUGUCUGCUGUUAAUAACAAUGACAGCAGUCAUAUAGUACAUGUCCCUCCUGGUCCAAAUGCUCUCUCUGAUGUUCUUAUAAGUACACCUGUAUUCACUGGCGAUGGAGAAGGAGGUAGUGGCUUUGCAGUGGCGGCAGCAGCAGCAACUGCGGCUGCUAUUGGUGGUGGUUCUGGCUACGAUUUUGGCGUAGAUCCCAAUAUUGAUCCUGAGCUCGCUCUUGCCCUUAGAGUUUCUAUGGAGGAGGAAAGGGCUAGGCAAGAAGCUGCUGCCAAAAGAGCUGCUGAAGAAGCUGGUAGACAAGAAAAAGGAGAGGAACCAUCAUCCAAAUCAGAGGAUAUAACCAUGACAGAUCAAGCCAAUGUUUCUUCUUCCAACGAGGAUAAGAAACUUACUGAUGAUGCGGUUGAUGAGAAUGACUUGCUGAAGGAGGCUCUUGCAAUGUCAAUGAAUAUCUCUGGAACUGGUCAUUCAGCAGGUGAUACCGAAAUGUCAGAGGCAACUAGUGGAGAUCAGGAGUUGGCUUUAGCUCUUCAAAUGUCCAUGCAGGAAAGUGCCGGAGAGCCCUCAUCCCAGUCCGAUGUCAGCAAGGUGUUGGAGGACCAGUCUUUUCUUUCUUCUAUCCUUGAAUCACUUCCGGGAGUUGACCCCAAUGAUCCUUCAGUGAAAGAUCUUCUUGCAUCUCUGAAGAAUCAGUCUGAGUCCCAACAAAAGGAUGAAGAAGAACCAUCAAACAAGGACAAAUGACAAUGUUACUAGAACGACUUUUGCAUCUUCGAAAAGCAUCUGUUUCCUGUGUCGCAGAUCAAUGAGUUAUUCGUUCCAAGGGAAGGCUUAUUUAUGUUGUGGGAAGAUGAUACAGAUGCUGAUUAGGAUUUCUGAGAUUAUGUUACAAGUUAAUCAAGUUAUGCUGCAUUUCAAUUCAUGUUUUUUGUAAUGUAAGCAAUGGGAUGAACUGUGACAAACUUCAUGGCGUCCUGUAUGGUUGUUUUAAUUGAUAAAAAGGGAGAGAAGAAAAGAACAAAUAGAUUUCCAGAUGCUUUAACUUUGCUCCAUCAUAAUUUGGUUGUUCUCAAUCAUUCAGCUGUUCAAUCAAAUUUACGCCAUCAUAUAACAGCUCA
This is a messenger RNA of Prunus dulcis (almond), 1716 nucleotides long. RefSeq names its product 26S proteasome non-ATPase regulatory subunit 4 homolog. Gene Ontology annotation, cellular component: nucleus; cytosol; proteasome regulatory particle, base subcomplex. Bases 122 to 1342 code for a protein of 406 amino acids. NCBI's taxonomy places the organism in Eukaryota, Viridiplantae, Streptophyta, Magnoliopsida, Rosales, Rosaceae. The transcript has 11 exons. The record is from RefSeq and is a predicted model, not a curated record. Gene Ontology annotation, molecular function: polyubiquitin modification-dependent protein binding. Gene Ontology annotation, biological process: proteasome-mediated ubiquitin-dependent protein catabolic process.